Pteronotus mesoamericanus is the source of this 8093-nucleotide messenger RNA. It is a transcript of the gene CBFA2T3, whose product is annotated as CBFA2/RUNX1 partner transcriptional co-repressor 3. Bases 379 to 2148 code for a protein of 589 amino acids. The record is from RefSeq and is a predicted model, not a curated record. Lineage: Eukaryota; Metazoa; Chordata; Mammalia; Chiroptera; Mormoopidae. Gene Ontology annotation, cellular component: nucleus. Gene Ontology annotation, molecular function: transcription corepressor activity. Gene Ontology annotation, biological process: negative regulation of DNA-templated transcription; DNA-templated transcription. The transcript has 12 exons.
GCGAGCGCGCGGCAGCCGGAGCCCGGCGCCCGCGAGCCAAAGGCGCGGCGGCUGGACCGGGCGCGGGCCGCGGAGGCCAGAGACCGCCCGGGGCGGCGCUCGCGCUUUGUUCCCGCUCGGGCAGCCGGGCGGGCGAAGCGAGCGGCCGGAGCCGAGCCGGGGCAUGGCCCAGGCGGCCGCCCCGCGCGCCUCGGCCCCGCCGCGCGCCUGAGUCUGGCGCGGCGGGAGAAGACGGCAGGCGGAUCGCCCCCAAGUUACGGAGGCGGGGACCGAGUUCGAAGGAAAAGCCACUUCAGGAGCCAGGUCGCGACAGUGCGAUCUCCUCCGUCCGCCGGACCUCCGGACCCAGCGGACAGGAAGGAGAAGAAGGCUGCAGCGAUGCCCGACUCCCCCGCUGAGGUGAAGACACAGCCCCGGUCCACGCCCCCCAGCAUGCCACCCCCUCCACCCUCUGCCUCCCAGGGCACCACGCGGCAUCCCUCCUUCGCGCCCCACACAAAUCGAGAGGAUGGGCCUGCGAUGUCUCUGCCCCAUGGCCGUUUUCAUGGCUGCUUAAAAUGGUCUAUGGUCUGUCUUUUAAUGAACGGCAGCAGCCACUCGCCUACGGCCAUCAACGGCACCCCGUCCACGCCCAACGGCUUCAGCAAUGGCCCGGCCACCUCGUCCACGGCCUCACUGUCCACACAGCACCUGCCCCCAGCCUGUGGGGCGCGGCAGCUCAGCAAGCUCAAGCGCUUCCUCACCACCCUGCAGCAGUUCGGCAGCGACAUCUCCCCAGAGAUCGGGGAGCGUGUGCGCACGCUUGUGCUGGGGCUUGUGAACUCUACACUGACCAUUGAGGAGUUUCAUUCCAAGCUCCAGGAGGCCACCAACUUUCCACUCCGCCCAUUUGUCAUCCCUUUCCUAAAGGCAAACCUGCCCCUGCUGCAGCGGGAACUCCUGCACUGCGCCCGCCUGGCCAAGCAGACCCCUGCCCAGUACCUGGCCCAGCACGAGCAGCUCCUGCUGGAUGCCAACGCCUCUUCCCCCAUUGAUUCCUCAGAGCUCCUGCUCGAAGUCAAUGAGAACGGCAAGAGGAGGACACCUGACAGGACCAAAGAGAAUGGGUCAGACCGCGACCCGCUGCACCCUGACCCCCUCAGCAAACGGCCGUGCACCCUGAGCCCCGCCCAGCGCUACAGCCCCAGCAAUGGGCUGCCCCACCCCACGCCGCCACACUACCGCCUCGAGGACAUGGCCUUGGCCCACCACUCCCGUGACCCCUACCGCCACCCAGACCCCCGGGAGCUUCGGGAACGCCAUCGGCAACUCACGGUCCACGGGUCACGGCCGGAAGAAGUGAUCGACCACAGGCUCACAGAGCGCGAGUGGGCUGAGGAGUGGAAGCACCUCAACAAUCUCCUGAACUGCAUCAUGGACAUGGCCGAGAAGACGCGGCGGUCCCUCACCGUGCUGCGCCGGUGCCAGGAGGCUGACCGUGAGGAGCUCAACCACUGGGUCCGGCGCUACAGCGAUGCUGAGGACACCAAGAAGGGCCCCGCGUCCACCACAGCCCGGCCCCUCGGCAGCUCAGCAGGAGCAGAGGGGUCUCAGCUAGACGUGCACCGGGAGUUCAUGCCUAGGACCCUCUCCAGCUACAUGCCCGAGGAGAUCUGGAGGAAGGCUGAGGAGGCAGUGAAUGAGGUGAAGAGGCAAGCAAUGUCUGAGCUGCAGAAAGCUGUGUCAGACGCUGAGCGGAAGGCCCACGAGCUCAUCAGCACGGAGCGCGCCAAGAUGGAGCGGGCCCUGGCCGAGGCCAGGCGGCAGGCCUCGGAGGACGCCCUCACCGUCGUCAACCAGCAGGAGGACUCCAGCGAGAGCUGCUGGAACUGUGGACGCAAGGCCAGCGAGACCUGCAGCGGCUGCAAUGCAGCUCGCUACUGCGGCUCCUUCUGCCAGCACAAGGACUGGGAGAAGCACCACCACGUAUGUGGCCAGAGCCUGCAGGGCCCCUCGGCGGUGGUGGCUGACCCGGUGCCAGGACAGCCCGACGCCACCGUCAGCCUGGGCCCCUGCCUGCCCACGGGUGCUGCCAGCCCCAGCGAAGCGGGCUCCACAGGGCCAUCUCGCCCAGGCUCCCCUGGCCCGCUGGACGCUGCGCCCCGCUGACCCCUCCCAGACCCGCCGCUCGGCCCACGGACAUGCGCCCACCAACCCCGCCCGGCCCCGGUUGCCGGAUGCUUCGCCGGGCCCUGGGAGCCCGACCAUUGGAGUCACUGCUGCUACUGCUUCUCUCCAAAAGAAAACACAGAACCAACAAAAACUGCAUUCAACGCAACUUCCUCAGCUACCUGAUGAUCUCACGCAACAACCUCUUCAAGCAUCCUCAGAACCUCCCACUGAGCUUUAGACAACGGAGCAGAGCGGACACCGGCUGGAACACCACCGGCUUGUCCCCUGCCCUUCCUCCUCUCUCUCGCUCUCUCCUCCCCCCUCCGCUUCUUUCUGUCUUUAUGACUUUCACACUUUCUCUUUAAUGAAAAAAACUAAUUACUGGGGGGCUUAUAUUUUCAGUGAAGAAUUUUGGGGGAUUUAUGGCAAAAGAGCUUCUCAGAAAUGGACAAAGAAAACUUUGGGGGGCUUUCCCCUUCCUGAUUAAAAAGGGAAAAAGAAAACUGUUAUUUUAUAGCCGGAGAUCUGAGCCUCUGCGUCACCGAAACUACCCCAGGGGUAGGUGCGUGAUUCGGUGAAGACAGUAAGAAAGACUUCAGUUUCUGACCCAAGAAGCAUUUUUGGUUUCAGUUUUUUUUUUUCCUUCAAUGUCAAACUCUUUGGCUUUAAGUAGAAAUCCAAAAAGUUUUUUUAAAAAAGUAAAGGAAGCAUACCUGUAAACUACCUUGCCAGCUAGCCAGCCAAGGAUGCCGCACACACCUCUGCUCCAAAGGAAAUCCAAAAAGCAAACAUGAGAAAUCAAAAUCCAAAAUUUGUUUGUCACUGCCAAAGUAUUUUUUUCACUGUUUUACUCCACUCUUGGGUUUGUUCAGAUGUUGGUCUUUUCUUUCAAUUCUGUUUUUAGAGUUUGGGAUAUUGGGGCUUGGAGGGUUUUGCCCACCAAGAAGCGACUUUUGUUUCUUUUCGACUAGAUGGCAGCACAUUGCUGGGCACAGGGUGGUGAGCCUUGUGGCCUCAGCACCCCGCCCGCCUUGUGCGAGAGAGUGCGUGCGUGUGCGCACGGGGCGCGCCCAGCCAUGUGUCACACCACGUGUGCAGGGAAGACACCUCCAUCUGUCCUCACGCCCUCUGUGAAUUCUCAUCACAUUUCAUUUCUUCCACUUGUGAAAAAAAGUGCUAACGUGUCCUUCCCAGAGAGAGCAUAAUUCUGAAACAAAACUGUGACAAUCUUUCGGGUUGAUUCUUGAGUGCUUUUCAAAGCACAAGGAGACAGCAACUGCACCUGUAACGACUGCUUCUCCAUUUUUCCUCCUCUACCUCUUCUCCCCUCCUCAAAGCCGCCCUACCUAGCUCGUCUUUGCCCCGUCACCGCCUACCCUCAGUGUCCCCCAAACCUACUCUUCGUUCUUCACACUUUUGCAGAAAAAGAAAAAAACUACAAACAACAGCCUGCCCUCUCCACACCUUCUGAAGACUUAGUCAGCUGUGUAUAACCUCACUCUUCUGUCCAGCUGAUCCUCAGGGGGAAUGUCCCCUCACUCUAGCUCUGUCCCCCCUACCCAACUCAAGGCCCCCAGCAAUCUCAAGGAGGAAAUAAAGGAGUGAGGAAAUUCUCGCCUGUACUCAAUGGGAGGACAAACAGCAGCAUGGUCCACGAUCUGGCAUUUUCUUGCAUCGCUGUAAGAAGUUCCCAGGACUGGAGUGCAAUAUGGAGAGUGACCAGCUACUGAAACCGGGGUUCCUGGGGGGCCCCACCGAGAGGCAAGAAGUUCAUAGUGUACGUUAAUGUGAAUGUAUAUAGUCCUUGCAGAGGUCCAAAUAAUGAUACUCAUGAUGAUAAUAAAGAAGAAAUGUUUGCCAAAUAAAAAAAAAAUUAAGAGAAACUGCAGAAGUAUGUAAAGUGUAGGAAAUCGACUUUCAGAGAAAUCUGACCUGUGGUCCUACGGGGAGCAAUGGGUUUGUUUGAUUACUGUUAUUUUUUUUUUCAGAGUUGUAAGAAUUCACUUUCUGAGUAUUGAAAAGAAAGAUCCCAUCUGGUUGCCACAGACCGGGUGCCGUCCCGAAUCACACCCGACAGUGAAAACCUAAUUCCGAAAUAGACCUAAUUCCGAAAUAGGUCUAUCUUACCCUCCAGAAAGUUCCCCAUUCCAGCCGCCAUCUCUGUUGCCUGGAGCGUGGGUCCAUCAGCCUCUCAGAGGUUUGCUUUUGUGGAUUUCAGAAAAGCAAGGACCUGUUUGGGAUUUGGGCUCUCGAGACAGCGGAGGCCCGCCUGUUUCCAGCCUGCUGUGUUUCUCUCUUGUAAGCAUUGGGCCUAUUAAAACUGCAGUUUUGGACAUGCGGCGAAAUGGGUUUCCCUCCCCUUGGAGGUGGGCGCUUCGGACUCUGUUCCCACAAGGUUGUGCUGUCAAGCGGGAUGUCUGGAGAGUGUGUGCCCUGGGAAUGCUGGGGGUCUCAGGGAGGAGGGCUAAGACUCCUAAUCACACAUCCCUACUGCGUGGACUUAGGGGUGAGGCUGCUGGUCUGAGGCAAGUCACAGAGGAGCCCCUCAUCUGGGCGGGCCUCUGUUUGCCUCCCCCUUGCAUGGUCCCCCUUUGGGAACAAGCAAGUAUGCCAAGGACACUAGCACAUUGGCCAGCUGGCAGUGUCCAGGCCAGACCACCCUCCAGGGCUGGACCAUGGGCAGAGGGCCCGAGGUGGGGCAGCCCUCCCACCCUAGCUAUUGGGAAGAGGGUGCCCUCAAGCCAGCUAUAAAAAGCUUUCCUGGUAUGGUCCUCACAUGCAGAUCCCAAAUACCCAGAAGCCACCACUGGCAGGUCUGCAGAAACCUAGCAUUAGAGGCUGGCCACAGGCCCAUGGACAGCCCCUGCUGGCUGAGAGCGCCCUCAGGAAUGGGAUGGCGGCCGGUGGGUGGAGCUGGCAGUGAGAAAGCCAGGCCUGAGUGCACAGGAGGGGAUGACCUGGUGAAGGCAGCUCCUCUCGCCCAGGGAGCUCUGAGGGAGGCGCUGGGGCACUGGGUCACAUUUAGGGAGCUGACGGUUCUGUCGGUCACAGCGCUUAGGCCCCAUCUGGCCAAAGACCUCACAACCAAACAUGGAAUCAGUAGCUUUGCGGGGGGAAGACUAAUGGCGCUAAACAUGAAUGUUGAUGCAACACCUGUGCCCGCAACUGGAGCACCUGCCUUUCUUCUGCAAAGGGGCUGUAGCCUCCUGCUCUCUGCUCAGAGGCCAGGCCAUCUUGCCCUGGUACAUCCUGAGCUUACAGACCAUUGGCCAAGGGUGUGGCAUGCAAGCGUCUCCUCCCCACAAGUAACCGCCAAGAUCCGACACACAGGUGACCCAAAAGCUCUGUGAGAUGCAGCUGCUGGAAGAAACUCCUUCCCCACAAAUCAAACCAAAAUGGCAGCUUUACCUCUCCUGUUCUGGGGCCAAAACUAUGACAGGAAGGCAGCAGCCAGAGCCCACAGGCAGGGGGACAGCACCCUGGUGUGUGACCCUCAACCUUUCCCAUCCCCUCCUCUUGUCGUCUCCUUAUUUUCCGUCCUGCCCUGGGCCCAGGCUGGUCUCCCUCUUAGGCUGUGUCGCCAACCCAGGGUGGUGUCUGGGGGGUAUUUUGUUUGCAAAGACCAGCGUCUCCCAUUCCAUGCACGGGCCGGCUGGCGCACCCCAGACCUCAUCCGAAUAGAGAGGGUUCCCAUUCCCAUGGCUCACCAGGACAUGGGGAAGCCUUGGGUGUUACCAGUGGCAAAGAGAAAAGCUGGAGAAAGUCUCAGUGGUCCCGGGGGGUCAGGGCUGUAGGACAAGGGAAGCUGGCCUCCCAGGAGGGGGUUGGCCUGUGGGUUCGGCAGUGGAGCUGCUCAUCAGGGCCCCGAGAGGUCCCAUCGCUGAGGGAGAUGGGCGGGAAAGGGGCAGGGCAGUGUUGGCUUUGGAGUCAUCCCAACAGCGUGGUGAAGAGAGAUCAGCUCAGGCCCUAGCUUUCGCCUGUUUGCCAAUUUUUCCAAAUAUAUCCUCAAAAUGACACCAAAGCCUUGUCUCUGUCAUCCACCCAUCUUGCCUGUCCAGCUCACUCGAGCAACAUGUCCAGCCAUUAUUCUGCCCAUUUCCUCAGGCCAUGUACAAUUAUUUAUUGAUUCUUUUCUUUCCUCAGUUCAUCUUCUGACCAAUCCAGUCAUCUGUGUGGCCAUCCAUUAACCCUCUCACCCAUCCACCCGCUCACUCCCCCAUCCAUUCGUCCGGCCAUCCAUCCACCAUCUAUCCACUCAUUAUCCACUUAUCCACCCACUCACCCACCCAUCUCCACAUCCAUCCAUCAGUCCAUCUACUCUAUCCCAGCUAUCACUUGAUCCCAUCCUCCCCCAUUCAUCCUUUUACCUAUCCAGCUCCUCUCCACCAUUCACCCUUACACAUACCAUGCAUGUGUCCAUCCAUCCUCCGAUCUAACCCACACAACCAUGCCUCAACCCGUCCACCCAUUCACCUCUGCAUCCACUGAACCCAGUAGCACGGCCAGCCCCUGCUGUAUUCCAAAGCUUCGAGGGUGCUUGGAUCUUCCCAUGACCUUAGCUGCCCUAAAGGAACCUGCCUAUGGGCACAGCCGCCCCCUCCCAGUGCCCCAGUUAUUGUUCCAGGCCUGCUCCAGAGACAGAUAAGUUUCUGUUGCAGGUAUUAUGGGCAGGUUGGAGCAAAGUCCUAACAAUAGCUCUGGCCAGUCUGGGCCCACCGUGGGCCAGGAGUGUGAGUUGAGAGGUAGCCCACACACCCACUCAGGAACCCUGUGACCAGAACCACCAGUCAGGGUGAGCACAUUCCCUGACAAGAACCCCGACACUGUGGGCUGGGGCUGCCUCUCCUCUCCUUGCCUCCAGGGGUCACUGCCCCCAAGGAAGUGUCCCCAGGAAAGGAGAAGGGGAAGAAAAAACCCAAUGCUGGCCCCCAACCCAGACACCAGCUCCUGGAGCCCCUCUUCUCCCCAAGCGCUCACGGUCACCCUGCCCCACUCCCUCUCCCAUCUUCCACCCUGGGGUCCUGGACAGAUGGGAAUUUGCUCUUCGGAGCGCUGAAUGAUGCAGGAGCAGACCCCGCCCAGGCUGAAUUUGGCUGAUGGUGAUAAGUGUUCUGGGCACCUAGAGGCCCCGUAGAGGCCCCCUGCCCACUUCUCCCCAGCGGUCUGUUUCCACAGCCCUCAGGCUCCCACGCCACACAGGGCAUUUUCCAAAAAUGGGGGUGGAGGGCCCGGGAUCGAGGUCCUGGGUUAGGCUCUGCUGGCAGGAGAGGAGGGAGAAGAGGAAAGCAGAGGGGGUGCAGGAGCUGGACUCUGAGGACAUGUCUGCUCCCUGGACACCUCGCAGAUAAGGCCUGGGGGAGCUGGGUGUCUGCGACAGCGCCUGUACUGGUCCCCCUAAGUUCCAGAAAACACCAUCUUGCAUGCUUCCGUUCCUUCUCUUUCAACUGGCCCCUGGAGCACCACCCCAAAUACCCCUUGUAGCAGUAAUGCCAUGUUAGGACUCCAGGUGGAGCCUGGUUUUUAAAUAUUAGAAUGAAGGCAUUGGAUGCCCUUGCUCCCAAACUGGGCCGGGGCCCAGCCAGGCCAGUCGUCAGCUCACCCACUGCAUCCCUGCGUCCUUCGCAGGCCAAGGGGUUCGGGCCGUGGGAAUGGGGCUUGGGCACAGCCUCUCACAACCUCGUGGGGAACACAUUGGUUUUCCACUUCUUCUUCCUCCUCUUCCUCUUGUUCUUUUUUUUUUUUUUUUUUUCCUUUUUUUUCUAAUUCCCCAAAAGGAGUUGGACAGUGAGUGUUGGGUCGUUUUUCCUGUAACGGGUUUCCCUUGCGCUGUGUAGGAUCCGUGGCAUGCCGUCCCUGUCGCGUGUCCUCUGAUGUACUCUGUUUGACCUGGACGCUGUAAGAUGUUACUAUUCAGGUCACGUCAGUUACCUCUGUGUUGUGUA